This is a messenger RNA of Fusarium odoratissimum NRRL 54006, 1532 nucleotides long. RefSeq lists its product as uncharacterized. Bases 124 to 870 code for a protein of 248 amino acids. The record is from RefSeq and is a predicted model, not a curated record. Lineage: Eukaryota; Fungi; Ascomycota; Sordariomycetes; Hypocreales; Nectriaceae. The transcript has 3 exons. Gene Ontology annotation, cellular component: mitochondrial small ribosomal subunit. Gene Ontology annotation, molecular function: structural constituent of ribosome.
CGCCGGCGUUAAGAUUUACCGAUGCAUCUCCAAAAUUUCCACUCACCACCACGACAUUGAGGCUCAAGCCAGGUCCCGUGUGACAUUACUCCCAAUCAGAGCGUCAAUUGAUACCAAUAGACCAUGGGAGGCAGACAGAUCCGACCCGCAAGGGUCCUACAAACAGUCACGGAAGAGCUCAACCACAACGUCCUCGGCGGCAAAUCCAUCCCCACGCCGCCAUGGUAUAACAUCAUGCAAUCCGUCCCUCCCGCCGAGACACUCGUUCGAACCGUCACCCCCCAACACAGAGCGCCCAACCAAAAAGCUACCAAGCCAAAGAACAUGUACCGACCUCAAAAGAUAUUUUAUGUUGAGGAUAAGCUGCGAAAAACGUUCUAUAAAGAUCAUCCCUGGGAGUUGGCGAGACCUCGUGUUAUUCUUGAGUCGGACGGAAAGGACUACCAGCACUGCGAUUGGAGCAAGGGUUUGAGACAGCCUAAUAUCCCCUUAACGGGUGAAUGUGUUGUUCAACGACAAUUGUGGUUGAUGAAGAACGAGAAGCUCGGAAUGCAAAAGGCAUACGAUAUCACACGCCGCGAAUUCUACCGUCUACGUCAAGAGGAAGAGAUCGAGAGGCGAGUAGCCCUCGAGGAAGCCAAGCACGUAGGUGCUUACUUUGGCAAGUCCCGCAUUGAUGUUUCGCACACUCUCGAGGACCGAGAAUUCGAGAACUGGAAGAUCUGGGCUGGAAAGGAGACGGAGCGGCAAGAGGCGAGUCGCAACUCGGAGAUUGAGGACUUUGGUCUUGAGGACGUGGAGGAGGAUGUCGCAGAAGAUGCAGAGCCUGAGGGAAAGGCCGAGGCUGCUGAGGGCAAGAAAUCACCUUGAUAUAAUAAUAUCAAGGAGGGCGGAUGAUACCCGUCAUGUACACAAACUAUGUAACCUUUAUUGUCUAUGUAUCAAAAAGCAGAAACGCAUAUUCCAAGAGAUACUUGGAUUGGGAUCUCAUCCCAUCAUCUUAUCAUCUGUCGAUGAAACAUCAGGUCGUCGAGCGUUGAAGACCAUCUCUCCACAGUUCUUGAGUCCAUACUUUUCAGCAACUUCUUUGUGCUGUACCAAAACGUCCGCAAUGCCGGUGUAGUAGAGGAGCUUGCCUGUGAGGCUCAAGGUGCUGAUACGUGCCCAGGACUCGAUGUAGAUGAAGUGCAUCGAGUUCUCGGGUAUCUUGCCCAAGAUCUUGAGAAGGUGCACGGCCAGGCCGACAAAGAAGCCAGUCGCGGGUCCGUUGGAGUAGAUACAAGUAGGAUACACGAGCUCGACACCAUCGAUUUUGGGUGGCGGAGUCAACAGAGCCGGGAAUAUGCUGACCAUGCUGAGAAAGGCUGUGUAUGGAGUAGUCAGAAGUGAUUGGUGAACACGGCGCGCACGAGUGACGGUGAAAACGUCGUAUGCUCCUGGGUUGGUGCCCUCAGCAGCACACAGUGUCUUCAGGUCUGCUUCGUAAUCUUCAAGAUGAUCCUCCGACAUGGUAUCACCAGAAGAAAUCAAAU